Penicillium paradoxum is the source of this 972-nucleotide messenger RNA. RefSeq names its product inositol oxygenase. The record is from RefSeq and is a predicted model, not a curated record. Gene Ontology annotation, molecular function: inositol oxygenase activity; iron ion binding. Gene Ontology annotation, biological process: inositol catabolic process. Gene Ontology annotation, cellular component: cytoplasm. Bases 1 to 972 code for a protein of 323 amino acids. The transcript has 2 exons. NCBI's taxonomy places the organism in Eukaryota, Fungi, Ascomycota, Eurotiomycetes, Eurotiales, Aspergillaceae.
AUGGCACCAGUCGCCCUCUAUCCACAAGCCUCCCCUGUCUUCAAAAAGCGGGAUGGCCAGGCACUCGAGGACCUCUCCGAUGCUAUCGACGAGGUCAACGUCCUGAAAGACAUGAAGAAGCGCGAAGCCCAGAAGAAAGCGAUCCAAGAAAGAGGUCUCUACGAAGAGUCUGAGUUCGACAAGGAGAAGGACAAGUCCAAUUUCCGCCAAUACGAAGACGCCUGCGACCGAGUCAAGAACUUCUACCAAGAGCAGCACACAAAGCAGACCGUCGCGUACAAUCUCAAAGCCCGCCAUGACUUCCACAGCAAGAUCCGCGCUGAAAUGACCGUGUGGGAAGCCAUGGAGAAACUCAACACCCUAAUCGACGAGUCAGACCCAGACACCAGCCUCUCCCAGAUCGAGCAUCUACUUCAGUCUGCCGAGGCCAUCCGUCGCGAUGGCAAGCCUCGCUGGAUGCAGCUCACCGGACUGAUCCACGACCUGGGCAAACUCCUCUUCUUCUUCGACGCCGAAGGUCAAUGGGAUGUAGUCGGCGAUACCUUCCCGGUCGGCUGUGCGUAUGACGAGAGAAUCGUCUAUGGCCGCGAUUCGUUCCGCAAUAACGAGGACUUCGAACAUCCAAUCUACGAUACCAAAUUUGGUAUCUACAGCCCCGGCUGUGGUCUCGAUAAAGUCAUGCUCUCCUGGGGCCAUGAUGAAUAUCUCUAUCAUCUCGCUAAGGAGCAAUCGACCCUUCCCGACGAGGCGCUCGCUAUGAUUCGUUAUCACUCUUUCUACCCGUGGCACAGCGCUGGCGCAUAUCAUGAGUUUAUGAACGACCACGACCGUGAUAUGCUGCGUGCUGUCAAGGCUUUCAAUCCUUACGACUUGUACAGCAAGAGCGAUGAUAUUCCCAGUAUUGAGGAGUUGAAGCCAUAUUACCUCGAGCUCAUCGACGAGUACUUCCCCACUAAAGUGCUCAAGUGGUAG